Molecule: messenger RNA, 795 nt
Organism: Cotesia congregata
Lineage: Eukaryota; Metazoa; Arthropoda; Insecta; Hymenoptera; Braconidae
Source: the annotation of a GenBank genome assembly
AUGAAAAAAUUAAAUGACGAUAAAAGAAAUAUUCCAUAUCAGCGAGGAAACCAAAGAGACAAGUCACCUCAUUAUGUCUUUCUUUACUCCGAUGACGAGGUCGAUGAUGAGGAAGUUCCGUUACAAGUGCGGAAGCAUAAAUCUACUCCCAGGAAGGUUGAGGUGAUUGUUGUUAAUUUAAAGCCUGAGGACACUUUGCAGGCUUUAGCUCUUCGGUAUCAUUGUACUAUAUCAGAAUUAAAGCGUAUCAACAGUAUCCACAAAGAAAAUGAAAUUUUCGCUCGUCGAACAUUAAAAGUUCCUAUCCAGCCAUUUUCAAUAUUAACUGAAACAGAAAAGCUAAUAGACAUUGAAGAUGAGCCAGCUGCACUGCACCCAAGUACCAGCAACGCGCAACUGAUAAUAAACCUGCCGAAAUCUGAUUCGACUUUAAAAGGAUUCGUAUCCAAGGACGAGUCGGACAUAAACACGCUAAUACUCAACUCGGUUUGCGAGCCGGUGAAUAAAUUUACCGGUCCAGACCUGGACAUUGACGACGAGUGCAACGAGUUACUCCCUGGAGGAUCUAGAGACUCUACCCCAGAAGCUCAGGUUAUUAAUUCCUUAAGGUGCUCUGGCGCAGACUGGGGUCUCUCUUUUCUCCACCUUCUGCUCUUGAUCCUUCUUCUAGCAAUUGUUCUUCCCAUUAUUUAUAUUUUCUACAUCGCUGAGCAUCCUCAGCAUAUUAUUGUUAUAGAUAGUAAUUUUACUGAUAGCAAUUUAAUAGAAAAUAGCAGCGUAAGACAAUUAAAAUAG